AUGGUUUGGGACUCAAAAUCAUGUGCUGCAGACAAUUCUACCAAUUUUAAAGAAGGCAAAAUCCACGGGUGGACAGCAAAUGCCACUUGCAUCAUUCUCUUCUGCACCCCCUACACUGGACUGGAAUGGUAUUGCUACAUUGUGAUUAUACUUUUUUUUUUAGUUCUGCUAAUGGGAUUUCUGGGGAAUACAUCCACACUACUCUACCAUAUUUGUACUAUAAAAUCAUGGACCACCAGCACUAUAUUACUAUUCAAUUUGGCCCUAUGUGAUUUCACCUGGAUCUUUCUGAUUCCCUUCUCAGUCUAUUUCCAUGUACACAAGCAAGCCAUAUACUCCAGUCAAAUAUUCUGCCAAAUCAGAAGAACAUUUUUCGACAUCAAUAUCUAUGGAAGCAUAUAUUUUCUCACACUGAUUAGCUUUGACCGCUAUGUAGGUGCUGUUCAUCCCCUCCGCUCCUUAAAGAGGUGGGAUAAAAGCAAGGCUCUACUUUGCACUGCAGCUGUAUGGAACAUCAUCUUCAUUGAAACCAUCCCUAAUGUUUACUAUACAUUUAAAGUCCAAAGAGGAUCAGUUGCCUGCCUGGACAAUAUUGGAGCAACUCUGUACUUUGUGGUGCCCUUCACAAUCUCCAGAGUCUUACUUGGAUUCCUCAUUCCCACUGUGGUCAUCUUCACAUGUUAUGUCUUAAUUCUGAAAACCUUACAGAAAAUGAGGAAGCACCAACAGAGCAGGCAAAGAAUUAUAAAGCCUUUGAUGCUGGUUUCUGCAGCCAUGAUUGUUUUUGCUAUGGCAUUCAUUCCUUACCAUGUCAUGAUACUGGCAGUGCUAAUUUACAGGAUGAAGUACCAACUCAACGCUGACAACAUACACCUGAUAUUUACCUUUUAUAAGCUCACAGAAAUAAUCUGCACUAUUAGUAGUUCCCUCAACCCUUUCAUUUUUAUGCUGGCCAGCAAGAAAUGCAAAGAAAAAUUGAAAGCUCUUUGGUUUUCUCCUAGACACCGGUGCCUCUGCUGUCAGUCACAUCGAGUGAGAGAUGUUAGAAUGGAGAUGUGAUAUGCAUAGCCACAGGUAU
Pogona vitticeps (central bearded dragon) is the source of this 1078-nucleotide messenger RNA. Its product is annotated as P2Y purinoceptor 1-like. Gene Ontology annotation, molecular function: G protein-coupled receptor activity. NCBI's taxonomy places the organism in Eukaryota, Metazoa, Chordata, Lepidosauria, Squamata, Agamidae. Gene Ontology annotation, biological process: G protein-coupled receptor signaling pathway. Gene Ontology annotation, cellular component: plasma membrane. The record is from RefSeq and is a predicted model, not a curated record.